Aaosphaeria arxii CBS 175.79 is the source of this 2590-nucleotide messenger RNA. RefSeq lists its product as uncharacterized. NCBI's taxonomy places the organism in Eukaryota, Fungi, Ascomycota, Dothideomycetes, Pleosporales. Bases 1 to 2499 code for a protein of 832 amino acids. Gene Ontology annotation, biological process: regulation of transcription by RNA polymerase II. Gene Ontology annotation, cellular component: nucleus. The record is from RefSeq and is a predicted model, not a curated record. The transcript is spliced from 4 exons.
AUGUCAGAGAGAAACGAAGACUUCCAAGGCUUUGAUUUCAAUGUGCCUUACUAUGACGCUCCGCUAUUGGCCAAUGAGAGCCUACUGCCGGCAUGGCCUCCACACAACUCCCAGGAGUGCCAGGUUAAAGCUGUACCACCUGCAGCUCCAAGUCCCGCUGUGUCCAUUCAAACUGUGAGGAGUGCACCUCAAGCAAACUCUCCCUUUUUGAGAUUUGAAGAGCCCAGCCCUCUCCAGUUUCAACACGUCAGGGCGGACUCAAAUCUUUCUGACACUUGCUCGCUCAAUUUUCUUCAGGUGCAACAACAAUCCUCCACUCUGCCCGGCCAGAGGAGAGAUGCCAGUUCGUUGGAUCGAUUCUGGAUUGAAGUACCAUGGAACCCCAUGAAUACGAGGAACUUUAGCCGCCCUAGCAGUGAUUCCAACUCCCUCCAACGCAAUAUGUACCAUGAUUUGGGAAUGUGCCCCAGUGGCCCGUCAUCUGAGGCCGAGAGUUCGGCCCGUAUGGGCGAUUCAGGAUACGGCACCGCAUCAUACUCUUCUCCUAGCGACCAAGGACGAAGUCACGACAUCCCCUCCGAUGCAGUAUACACUCUUCCGAGAAGGAACGUUGGCUCCACAGUAGCGGAGGAGCCGAAUAACGUUUUUGUAUUCAACAACAACAGCAAAGUAGACCGGCUUUCGCAAUACAGCGGCCGCAGCCGGGCCAGGAGCGCGAUAUCUGGAAGAAAAUAUCACUGUGUCAUCUGCCAGGAGGUAUCCAAAUGCCAAUCGGAUCACAAGAAACACAUGCUCAGGCACAACAAGCCUUUCAAAUGUAACCUUGCGAAUUGCAAGCGCGGUGGCAAAGGAUUCGGCACCAUUAAUGAUCUGACCAGACACAAGAAAAGCGUGCAUGGCAUUCAAGUUCUCGAAAACUCCUACCGAUGCGCCUCUAAUGCCUGCAGAAACAAGGAAAAGGUAUGGCCACGUUUGGACAACUUCAAACAGCAUAUCCAAAGAAUGCACGCAGAAGAGAAUGAGCAGGACGUGAUCAGAAGAUCUGCAAUUGGAUUGCAGGCAGUGCUACCGGAUCGUUCAAUGCCUCCAAUGGAUGCAACGCUCGCCGGUAUAGGUACGGAGAGGCAGUGUUUCAGUAAUGAUGUUAACCACCCUACUUCCGGAAUUAGCUUAACCCCAUCCCAGGAACCCAAUCCAUGGAUUGUUUCCGAUUUGAGUCUGACACGACUCUCCCUGAGAGUGGUUAAUGAUGAAGGCUUCGAUCCAUAUCAACCCGAGAUCUCUAUCGAGCUCGACCAGGCUGAGAGAUCAAAAACCGUCGCUCCGAAUGGCUCGGGUCACCGCGUGUUAGAUUCCACGGAUCGGUCUAAAGUAGCCGGUCCUUGUUUGUAUGAUUCCAGUUCGUUAGAUUCAACAUCAUCUCAAUUUCCUUGGAAUCAUUUGGAGGAAUGUAAGGUUUUCGAAAAUCUGCGUACGCUGUCACGAUCCCGACCGCCUGAGACCGAAGAGCAGCAUGAGCAGCUGCGACAUGUCCACAAAUUCCUGCAGAACACCAAGGAAAGUAACUUUUUGGGUGACAGAGAGGAUACCGAAAACCUCGAUAUCGUGCUUUCUUUCCCUAAGAAAAUGGGACGGCAUGGAGAGGCCCUACCGGAGCGGGCAGAUUCUGUCGUUUCUUCAAUAUCUACAGAUGCCACCUGUGUGGGCAACGACCGCGAUGUCAAAUUCACAACAAUCUCGAAAAGUCACCUCAUUCAACUUGCACAGGCAGUUAGUGAAAAGGUCAACCAGAUCAAGUGCCCAACCUGCCAUGUACCCUUGAGGGGACUUCCGGACUUGGAGGAACACCUUAAACAACAUAAAAAUUUGCCACCGCACGCCUGCGUCGUCCCCUCCUGCGAUGCCCGCUUCGAAACCUUCCAAGCGUGGAAAUCUCAUGAGGAGAAGGAACAUUCCUACCCCGAGCUCUACUUCCGAUGCAAGCGCCUGCAACUUCCGACACAGUCAUCAUGUCAAGACAUGUUCCAGUCCGAAGAUGGCUUCAAAGAGCACCUGAAGAAAGUGCACGACAUACUCGACGACGACGACAGGGAGAGCGAAGCAAGAGCAUGCAAAUUGGAAUACUGGUGCGGAUUCUGUAGUGAAUUCCAGAAGACAUCUGCCAGGAGAUCCACUGGUCGAUACCAAGAACGUCUGUGCCAUAUCCAAAAGCAUGUAGACGAAGAGAAGAUGGUCCUCGAAGACUGGAAGCGCAUCGCAGACGAGGCGACAGGGGAUGAAUUGGAUCACCUCCAGGCAACGGUAGAAGCCUCCGAGACAAUCGAUGAUGACGAUGCAAUGUCAGUGCCUCCCGCUCUACCGGGUUGGGAAGAUCAAAGUGAAAUCGGACCAUCUCGAGAGUGUUAUGUUGAUGCAGAUAUGCUAGACCUUGACGGGGACACAAGCAUUUAUUUCCAGCACCAACCUGAACGACCGCGCAGAGGUGGAUUCGGAGAAUAACUAUUACCGGCAACACAUCUCUGAAUUCGGUCCCUUGGUUUUACUCCUGCGUUUUAGCAGUUCGACGUGACUUGGAACCCACACAUCGUCC